UCUCGGUCAGCCGCACGUCGGUAGCACGGGUGCAAUGGCAACACCAGAUCCAUCAAAGUCUGAUUUUCAGGCAAUGGGAAUGGGCACGGUGAACUUCACUCUCUUCUUCCCAGUUAUCCAGUUCGUGUUCACCUUGCCUGGCCUUAUCGGGGCCUCUGUGGCCUUCUCGGGUGUUGCCGGGAAGAGUAGCGUGGUGGAGAAGGUUGAAGACGUGGCGAAGUUGAGCGCAGGGCCUUUGUUCCUGGCCAUUAUGUUGGUGAAGCUGAGCCUGGCCGUGGCGUUGGGCUCCCUUGGCAAUGCGCGACGCGCGUCGGGUGUCAACGUGCCGGACCAGCACGUCUACAAGGUGGUGGGUGGAUCUGCUGCUGGCUCCCUGGUCCUCAUGGAUGAGGACGGCGCCUUUGGCGCGUUUAAUCGCGCCCAACGUGGAGUUCAGAACAUCUAUGAGCAGACUUUUCCAUUUGCCCUUGAGGUUCUGCUGUCUGCCUAUGUCUUCCCUUGGACAACUGCAGUGUUGCUGAGCAUCUUCGCCCUCUGUCGCAGCUAUGGUGCUGUGCUCUACACCAGGGAUCGAAUGGCAAGAAUGAAGGGCAAUAUGCCAGCGGGGGUGGCAUCUGGAACCAUCAGUGGUUUGGUGUUCAUGAGCGGCAUUUAUGCCACAUACAUUGAGUUCAAGUAGGGCGGAGUUAUGUGAGCCAUUGCACGGCCUUUGGCCACCGGAUUGACAGCUGUGACAAAAAUACUGAGCCCCUGACGAAGAAUCGAAACUCAUCCUUGUAGUUGUUGAGACCUACAUUUCAUGAUGCCACAAUCACCAGGGCAUUCUGCUUUGAAUCGCAGAUCUGUCGUGGAUCCAGUUAUUGUUUCGAUGUCAUCAAGGACUUCUCUACAGAAAUCGCAGAACCAAAA
Cladocopium goreaui is the source of this 909-nucleotide messenger RNA. The record is from the annotation of a GenBank genome assembly. Lineage: Eukaryota; Dinophyceae; Suessiales; Symbiodiniaceae.